AUGAGCACACCGACAGAUUAUGGAGACGUCGACCACUGGAUACAGGUCCUUAUGUCCUGUAAACAAUUGUCCGAAGCUGACGUCAAGAAGCUUUGCGAGAAGGCGCGCGAGGUGUUGAUGGAAGAGUCCAACGUGCAACCCGUUCGUUGCCCCGUAACGGUCUGUGGUGACAUUCACGGUCAAUUCCACGACCUGAUGGAAUUGUUCCGUAUCGGUGGCAACUCCCCGGACACCAACUACCUCUUCAUGGGAGAUUACGUGGACCGUGGUUACUACUCCGUCGAGACUGUCACACUACUCGUCGCUCUGAAAGUACGACACCGCGACCGUGUUACGAUUUUGCGUGGAAACCACGAGUCAAGACAGAUUACGCAAGUGUACGGAUUUUACGAUGAAUGUCUCCGGAAAUACGGCAAUGCCAAUGUGUGGAAGUAUUUCACGGAUCUGUUCGACUACUUGCCUUUGACGGCUCUCAUUGCAGACCAGAUCUUCUGUCUUCACGGCGGUCUGUCGCCAUCCAUCGACACUCUUGAUCACAUCCGCGCUUUGGACCGUAUUCAAGAAGUUCCUCACGAGGGUCCCAUGUGUGAUCUGCUGUGGUCCGACCCGGAUGACCGAUGCGGAUGGGGUAUUUCCCCACGUGGUGCCGGAUACACCUUCGGUCAAGACAUCUCCGAAGCAUUCAACCGCAACAACGGACUUAACUUAAUUUCUCGGGCGCACCAGCUUGUCAUGGAGGGUUAUAACUGGAGUCAAGACAAAAACGUCGUGACAAUCUUCAGUGCGCCAAAUUACUGCUACAGAUGCGGAAACCAAGCAGCCAUCAUGGAGAUAGACGAGCAUUUGAAGUACACCUUCUUGCAAUUCGACCCGGCGCCAAGGCGCGGCGAACCCCACGUCACUCGUCGCACACCAGACUACUUCCUGUAA
Fimicolochytrium jonesii is the source of this 930-nucleotide messenger RNA. RefSeq names its product serine/threonine-protein phosphatase PP2A catalytic subunit. The record is from RefSeq and is a predicted model, not a curated record. The coding region runs from base 1 to 930 and encodes 309 amino acids. The transcript has 6 exons. Gene Ontology annotation, molecular function: protein serine/threonine phosphatase activity. Gene Ontology annotation, biological process: mitotic cell cycle; peptidyl-serine dephosphorylation. NCBI's taxonomy places the organism in Eukaryota, Fungi, Chytridiomycota, Chytridiomycetes, Spizellomycetales, Powellomycetaceae. Gene Ontology annotation, cellular component: cytosol.